UUCAUACAUCGUGUUGUAGUAGUAACAAAGUUGGCAAAGGUCCGUGCGUACACGUACCUACAUGUACAUGCAAUAGAAAACAGUGCUGGUACAUACGACGUUAUGAGUACAUGUCAUCGUUUUAUAGUAGUUACUUUUCGUCGUUUUAUUGGAACACAAUUCGCCACUAUAGGAACAUUUUUAUUAUCAGGGCAAUUCCUAUGCAUGUAUGUGUGUAACUGUGUUAAAAAAUAUCCACAAUUUAUUACGUACUUGUAGUAAAUGGCGUCGAAAGAUAACAACACACAGUAUGUGCGAUGUGUGCGCCUUAUCAGUCUUGAUAAAAUUCAGUUCAAGUGUUACCUUAAACUCAUCAGUUUGUGUACAACGCCGAAGUGUCGCACGAUAUAUCGUUCCGGAUAGUUUGUCAUACACAUCAGUUAUGAAGUUACCGAAGCAAAUUUCUGACGACCUGAAGUGUUCAAGAUGCGAAGGAAGUCUCAGUGUGAGUCCCGUGAUGAUCGAUAAAAUCGGUACUCACGUUUGUGGAAGAUGCUUCAAUCUCCUUCCCGAAGACAAUCGACUGAAUUUUGUGCGCGAAUUGAGCUACGAAGCCGUCGCGAGUUUGUUCCGGUUUAAAUGCAGAUACUCGUCGGAGGGAUGCACCUUCGAAUACCCCUUUAACAGGGGGUCAGAACACGAAAAAUAUUGCUCGUAUAGGUACCGGUAUUUCUCCUUGAAACAAACUAAUUAUCGGUUAGAGUUGGAGAAGAAUCACGCGGCGACGAGUUUUAGCGAAGAACGAUUGCCUCUCAUCGUAGUAAAUGAUAACAGUGAAUCGUCUAGUAGAAGUAGCCCUUUGGGUAGGACACCCUCGUACCUGAAACAGUUGGACAAAACCAACUCAUCCACGGAUGAACCGCAGAGGAAUUGUAAUUCUGGAUAUCAAUCUUCUUCAAAUUCUUUAGAGACGAAAGAAAGAACCCUCGACACUGUUUACAGUAACGUAAGUGUCCAGUCGUCAGCCGAAGACUUUUAUGAAGCAAUUGGGGAGAAUCAUCCCGCAAGAAUAUCCUGUGAUCACUGUAAAAAUCCUACAGAAAACGAGGUAUUUCAAUGCUUGUAUGGCCACACGGUUUGCAAGAACUGUAGAGGACGCGUCUGUGCCCAGUGUGAUACAAGGAUAUCCAUAACGCCCUAUUAUUACUGUAAAAAUAUGUUUAGGGGUUGCACAAUAAAAAUGAAAAUAACUGAGAUCACCACACAUGAAUUCGAUUGCGAAUUCGGACAGUUUCCGUGUCCGUUAGUGAAAUGUGACUUUACAAAUUAUCUUUCUAACUUAAUCAAACAUUUAAAUGAAAAUCAUAAGGAUUGCGUUUUCGUUAGUGAUACGACCAAAAGGAAGGGUUUACUGAAAGACGAACUUUGGAUACAAAUUGUGUACAAUUCGAUCUUUGUUUGUAAGUACUUUUGGUACGAAGAACACGACGAAUUUGUGGCUGAGUACGUGGGAAGUCAAGCGAAUGCCAAAAAGUACAAGUUUCAAGUGGAACUCGAAGGUAAAGCAAAUAACAAAAAGAUUGUAAAGAAACAAGUAUGUCAGGGAUGGAACGCUAAAUAUCUGGACGAAGCUAUAAUUGUAACCGAUUCAGAAUUGAUUAAAAUUAAUGUAGAUGUACUUAGUUUUGAAUACACAUUUAAAAUAUUACCAGCAUAAAUACUGAAACGUGAAUCAGACCUCACAAAUUUUUGUGACAGACUGUAUAUUCUGUUGUGAGACAGUAUUACCGUAAUAUCUAAAAAUGCACUUUCUGUGAAUCAUCACGUUUCGAUUAAGUUUACGAUGAUUACAAAAGGUGUAAAACAUUUAUUAAGCUUUAAUUCAAAAUGGAUACUAUUAAUAUAUAUAUAUAUAUGUAGCAAUUGAUCUUUAUAAAAAGCACAUUAAAAGACUAUGAUUGUUGUUAUUUAAUUAAUUAUUUAAUAUGCUAAUUUUAUUUUCUGUGAUUUGUUGUUGGAGUAUUCCAUGUAUUUUGUUUCUGUGUUAAAAAUGAAGGGUUGGGAAAAGGCUGUGAUGGUUUAAAAUGUUAAAUAUUAAUUAAAGUAUCAUUAAGCAAGCAAUUCCGUUUUUAUUUUUAAUAUUAAAUAGCUUGAAGUCUCUAAAAUGUGCAGAUUUGUUAAGAAAUGUAUUCCAUGAUAAAAUUGCUUUGGACAAACAAAAUCAACUUCCAAGUUACAGGAACUAUUUCGCGAUAACAACCAUUCUUGUAAAUUCAGUUUGCUGAUAGCAAAAUGAAUGUUACGUUAUAUUAAUGAUAUUUCCUAGUUGCUUUUAUUUUAUAUCAACUCCCUUUUGUUUUAAUUUU
This is a messenger RNA of Agrilus planipennis (emerald ash borer), 2345 nucleotides long. Its product is annotated as E3 ubiquitin-protein ligase sina-like. Gene Ontology annotation, biological process: proteasome-mediated ubiquitin-dependent protein catabolic process; multicellular organism development. The record is from RefSeq and is a predicted model, not a curated record. The transcript has a single exon. Gene Ontology annotation, cellular component: cytoplasm. Gene Ontology annotation, molecular function: ubiquitin conjugating enzyme binding; ubiquitin protein ligase activity; zinc ion binding. The coding region runs from base 209 to 1696 and encodes 495 amino acids. NCBI's taxonomy places the organism in Eukaryota, Metazoa, Arthropoda, Insecta, Coleoptera, Buprestidae.